CAGUAUCUGGACUUACAAGCAAUGUCAAACACGUCGGAAGAGGAAUCUCUCAACAACUUCCAGCAGCAGGCGAAGCUAGAAGCUUGUGCGGCUGGGUCAAGCAAAGGUGACACUGUCAUGCCUGUAGUGAAAAAGAGACGAGGUCAUCCAGGAAAUCUAGAUCCUGAUGUGGAAGUAGUGGCUUUGUCACCUAAGACACUGCUAGCAACAAACAGAUACAUAUGUGAGGUCUGCCACAAGGGCUUCCAGAGAGAUCAGAACCUCCAGCUCCACAGGAGAGGCCAUAACCUACCAUGGAAGCUGAAGCAGAGAAGCAGCACCGAAGCUAAGAAGAAGGUGUAUGUCUGCCCUGAGCUCACCUGUCCUCAUCAUGAUGCAAGCCGAGCUUUGGGCGAUCUCACAGGCAUAAAAAAGCACUACUCCAGGAAGCAUGGGGAGAAGAAGUGGAAGUGUGACAGGUGUUCAAAGAAGUAUGCUGUUCAAUCUGACUGGAAGGCUCACACAAAGAUAUGUGGCACCAAGGAGUACCGAUGUGACUGUGGAACAAUCUUCUCAAGAAAGGACAGUUUCAUCACACAUCGAGCCUUCUGUGAUGCAUUGGCUGAGGACAAUUCCAGGGUAAACCACAGCCUUGCUACAAUGGUGGGAAGUCUGCAUGGUCACCAGCAGGAUAUCUUUUCGCAUGGAGUACCUACCUUCUCCGCUUCACCAACUGAUGUGAUAGCAAACUUAUCUAGCAAUGACCAUAAUUCAGACAGUCAUCUGAGAUCUUUGUCCCCUUAUGCUCUCAUUACAAGAAACACAGCAUUGUUCUCCAACCAGAUAUCACCCAAGGAUUCAGGCUUUCCACUUGAUGGAAGCGCAUCAAGCUACCCUUAUAUGCCCAUGAAUUCUCCAUACAUGUCUGCAACUGCACUGCUACAGAAAGCUGCGGAGAUGGGAGCAAAGACCAGCCAGGAUCCUAUAUCACCAUUGCUCCUAAAAAGUUUCCCAAGUAAUGUGACUACUCCUCGAGAUCACAUGGACAUAUCUUCUGGAAGCCAAGGAGACUCCCUUGGGAAUUCAGCAGCUAAUAGUGUUGGCAUCAAAACAGCUGAAGAUGAGGGCUCUUACAUGAAUGGCCGCAAUAACAUUCUGAUGAACUCACCAUGGGUGAGUAGUUACAGACCUACUACAGUGCCUUUAAUUGGACUGAUGAAUCAUUCAUUUUCCAUGAGAGCAGAAAAGGAGAGCCCUGGCAUAUUUCCUGGAAGUCAGAUGCAGCACAGCAGGCAGGAACAUAUUUCAGGGGUAGGAGAUGCUGGACUGACCCAAGACUUUCUGGGCUUAGGAGGCAGCGGUAAUUUGGAGAUGAGUUCUGAGAUUUACAAUGCAGAUGUGACAGCAUUAAGCUAUUCUGAUGAGCAGCAGAAGCCACAGGAACAUAUCUACUCUUACCAUCAGUCAUCUCUUGAUUCCGCUGCACUGGAGAAACCCAUAUGGGAAUCUUAAUGCAGACAUUUUACUUACUCUGGUAGUUCAGCUU
Molecule: messenger RNA, 1525 nt
Organism: Panicum virgatum (switchgrass)
Lineage: Eukaryota; Viridiplantae; Streptophyta; Magnoliopsida; Poales; Poaceae
Product: zinc finger protein GAI-ASSOCIATED FACTOR 1-like
Exons: 3
Coding region: 22-1491 (489 amino acids)
Cellular component (GO): nucleus
Molecular function (GO): DNA-binding transcription factor activity
Source: RefSeq, a predicted model, not a curated record